GCUUUUCUCCCUCCCAGUCUCUCGUGCUUCUCUCCCGUUUUAUGAUUUUUCUUCGCUUUUUUUCGCAGGAGAAAAGCGAUUCGUUUUUCGUAGAUCGACGGUAUGCUCAUUUGAAGCAGCCGACCGAGAAAAUCAGUUUUUCGCGAUUUUUCCUGUCCCCCUGCCUCUGCAGCUGAGGACGUCUCCACUUGUUCGGUUUCCUGUUCGGCGUGUGUGCCUUCUUUUCCUUCGAUUCUUUGCUCGCAGAAGGCGUCGCCUCUUCUCAGAAGAAACGGUCGAGAAAGAAAACGAGCAAGAGACGGACGCUGUAGCGCGUUCUCUUGCCUUCCUCCAUCUCCGUUUCGCAGCACACAAAGAGCAGCCUGGCGAGGUCCUUCCUUCUUGCGGCCGCCGGCACGCGUUUCUCGCAUUUCUUGUUUUUCCCGCCUUUCGUUUUCCUCCAGUUUUUGCCGUCGCCUCUCUGUCGUGUCCUUCCAACUUUGUCGGAAUUCCCUGCUGGCUGUACUCCACCCACCUUUCGAACCGUGACGCGUUCUGCGUUGAGGUCGCGCGUUUCUGCUUUGUGUUUGUGCGCUGCUUGGUGAGAGACAUUUCUGCUGAUUUCUGCUCCUCCUCUUGUUCUCCGCUCUCCUUCUUACUUCAACGAAAUGGCGGCCGGCUCUCGGUUCCCCUUCUGCACGGCCGCGAGACUCUCCUCGCGAGGGACUCUUCCCCGACUGGGGGAGGCGACGUUCUUUGCCGGUGCAGAAAGCCAAAGAUCCGCGGGGGCGUUUGCAAAGACACUUCAGCGACCCUUCUUGCGCGCGCCGUCGACGCAGCUCUUCCCCGUAGGCAACAGACUUGGAGUUUCUUCGGCGCGGGCUCUGGUGGCGAACGCGAUGGAACCUCGGCGGUUCUUCGCUGCGGCCGCGAGCGCGAAAGCGACGCAUGCCCUGCAGCCGACAGGAACUGGGUCGGUUGCAUUUACUCGUCCUGGACAAGGAAGCAACGCACAGUUUCAAACGUCUCUUGCUGACAAGACGCGGGGACUCCUCGGCGUAGGCUUUCUUCGACCCACCAAGAUGGCCAGCUUCGCGGCAACCUUCCUCCUCAACUUUCGCUUCUACUUCAUGUACAUGGCGAGAACGACUUUCCAGGCCGUUCGUCCGUUGCUGGCGUUUAGCGUCUUCGGAGAAGUCAUGAAGCUGGUCUUGGCGACAAUGAGCUCCGGACUGUUCUCAUUUCUUUUCUCCUUCGUCCUCGCUUUCGAGGUCUUCUACUUCUUCCUCCAGUGCUACAUUUCGUAUACUUUCCUGACAAUGUUCUUCACUGUUCUCUUCUAACGUUUGUGAGGAGUUCCUGUUGAGACACGAAACGCGCCAGACAGUCCGGCGCAGAACCUUGUUGGACCUCGUUGAAAUCGAAGGAAAGCCGAUGGUCGCUUGACGUCGACGCGACCUGUCGACUGCGUUCGCGGGGAAGGAACAUGUCGAUUCAUAACGCAGUGCGCCGUUUUGUAGCUCGGAAUGUCGGAUACACCAGCAAGCAGACUAGCUGGCCUCCCACUGAAGAGCGAAAAGAUCACAGCCAGAGAGAGACACACAGAGAGCGGUGCAAAUAGGUCUUACGUGUAGGCAAACGGGCAAAGGGGCACCACCGGUAGAGCAGAACCUGAAGAAAUGGGGUCCAGUUUUGGAUAUGUCUUGGUUGCUGGAGGCCAAACAGCGACGCAGGAACUUGCUUAAUGCGGAACACAGCCGUAGGGACGCAGGCAUGAAGAAAAACUUGUCUGUAUCUCAUACGGGAGUGGGAGUCAAAUUCAGUAUCCGAGGUACUACUGUGUCAGCAACCAUAAAGGACGCGUUUUUGUCUGCAUCUCACAGUGGAGACAUAUUCAUGCGUUCGGGAGAAGGAGGAAAGUGUGGGGUCGCCCUGGUGUAGUGAACGGAGCGGCAGGCGGUCAGCGUUGGUCCACGGGUGCGGCCGUCUCUCGCAAGAGCCGGCACACCAUCGAUGUGGUGUUACAGCGAUGAAGCGAAGACUGCUAUACACAGCAAAGUUGAGACAUUCUAAAUGCAGUGGCCGACACCAGAGCCGAGCAGGUGGAGUUCCUCGAACGCACAAGGGCGCAUCGUACUGAAAAAUUGGCAAGUGCCAAUGCACGCAGAGAUAUGGGGACCGUCACACUCUGAGGAGGCAAACAACUCUGUCUCAACAACUGAACAGUAGCUACUUCAUUUGUCUGUCCUCUGAAUUCCCUCAUGACAAGUGUCUGUUUCUGACGCGUCGCUGAAGCUGCCUACAACAUGCCUG
Molecule: messenger RNA, 2292 nt
Organism: Toxoplasma gondii ME49
Lineage: Eukaryota; Apicomplexa; Conoidasida; Eucoccidiorida; Sarcocystidae
Exons: 4
Coding region: 648-1322 (224 amino acids)
Source: RefSeq, a predicted model, not a curated record